AUGACAGGUAACGCCAACUGCGCCAAAUUUGAGCGUGUUCGUCUCGGUACGGUGAAAGAGUUCGAUGAUGGCGAGAUGCAUGAGGCACAAGUUCACGGAGGGCCCUGCUACUCUGCUAUACCUACUUACAAGGUUGAAGUUGAUGGUGACUCAUUAUACGCUUACCUGCCGCCGGCACCGAUGUCGGAUGAAGUGGAGAUGCCCCGUAAAAAAAUUAGUGGAAAAGACAACCGUGUGUUUGUAAUAUGUGGUGGUGGAGCUGCCGCUCACGCAGCUGCGGAGACGUUACGUCUUGAAGGUUUCGGUGGACGGAUCCUUAUCUUUGGAGAUGAGGUCCAUUUGCCUUACUACCGUCCUCACCUUACUAAACGUAUAGAAACGAAGAGCUAUGAUCAGGUGGCAGCUGAGCAGGCUCUUCGUCCACCGUUGUGGUACCGUGCCAACCAGGUAGAGUACUAUGGCGGUAAGAAGGUGACCGAGGUCAAUCACGACGUCAACACUAUAACACUGGAAGAUGGUUCAACCGUCAAAUAUGACAAGGUACUGGUCGCAACUGGCUCCGAGGCUGUGAAGUUACCGAUGGGCAGGGGAUUGGGUCCGCUUUCUAACCUCUUUACUCUUCGUACAGCCGAUGAUUUAGGCGAAGUAGUUAAGCAUAUUAAGCCGAAUACAAGGGUUGUCCUUGUGGGUGCGAACUUCAUCGGUUGUGAAAUGGCGUCUUCACUAACAAACAAGAAGGCCAAGGUUACCGUCGUGACGGACAUGGAGGUGCCAAUGAACAACAUCGUCGGUACCCGUGGAGGCGCAGCCCUUAAAAGUCUCUUGGAGAAAAACGGUGUGACUGUCAUUACCGGUAGUCCUGUGAAGAGCUACAAUGCUAAGGGCGGUCGCGUAACUCAGGUUGUCACAGCCAAAGGUGUUGUGGAUGCUGAUGUUGUUAUUGAGGGUGUUGGAGCACGUGUGACCGUGAAUUUGUUGAAGUGCGCUCAGAAAAACCGUGACGGUACCGUAACGGUUGACGCAUCUAUGCGUUGUAAGGGAUGUCCCGAUAAUGUCUUUGCAGCUGGUGACAUUGUGACAUAUCCCUAUCACCUUGACGGUACGUGA
Messenger RNA from Babesia sp. Xinjiang, 1107 nucleotides. Its product is annotated as Apoptosis-inducing factor 3. NCBI's taxonomy places the organism in Eukaryota, Apicomplexa, Aconoidasida, Piroplasmida, Babesiidae. The transcript has 4 exons. The record is from RefSeq and is a predicted model, not a curated record. Gene Ontology annotation, cellular component: cytoplasm. Bases 1 to 1107 code for a protein of 368 amino acids. Gene Ontology annotation, molecular function: oxidoreductase activity, acting on NAD(P)H.